GGGAGGUUCUCCGCGGCGGACUUUGCAGAAGAAAGGACCCAGAGCGAGAGCUUUCUGACCUACGGGCUUUCAACCAGUCAGUGGGGCUUGUUUAAGGUGCCGAGUUUGCGGGCAUUCGUUAUCCACGCAUAGAAAAGGUCGCCGAUCAGACGAGCCCAGCCCGAGCCCCUGCAUCUUGCGGCGCUGGGAUGGCCGAGGCCAGCGCGUCGCUCCCAGGCAAAGGUCGGGUCACAGGUGUGUCGGGUGAGGGAGGAGUGGUGCCCUUGGACCCCAGCCCCAGCUGCCUGGACCGAAUCCCGCGGGACCGAUUUGAGGAACUGAGGAAAGCCUGUGACGAGGAAGGCGAGCUCAGGCGUCAGGACGGCCCGCGUCCAAGGGCAGGUGAAGAGGCAGACUCCUCGUCACGUCCUCCUGCAGCCAAGAGACGGAAAGUGGCCACCAAGGGGAAGAGACCCGGGAAACGGGCAGUGGACGAAUUGGAGGCUCAGAAGAUGAGAACCCUCGUGUCUUCUAUGAGCCAGGAGCAGCUGGACCGUUACGAAGUGUAUCGCCGAUCAGCCUUCCCCAAGGCCACCAUGAAGCGUCUGAUCCAGACCAUGGCCGGCUCGACGGUGUCCCAGAACACGGUCAUUGCCAUGUCCGGAGUGGCCAAGGUCUUCGUUGGGCAGGUGGUUGAGGAGGCCCUGGACGUGUGUGAGAAGUGGGGGGAAACGCCCCCACUCCAACCCAAGCAUAUGAGGGAGGCUGUUCGGAGGUUACGCUCCAAGGGGCAAAUCCCCGGCAGCAAGCACAAGAAGAUCCUGUUCUUCUAG
Lagenorhynchus albirostris (white-beaked dolphin) is the source of this 812-nucleotide messenger RNA. Its product is annotated as transcription initiation factor TFIID subunit 11-like. Gene Ontology annotation, molecular function: protein heterodimerization activity; transcription coactivator activity. Lineage: Eukaryota; Metazoa; Chordata; Mammalia; Artiodactyla; Delphinidae. Gene Ontology annotation, biological process: RNA polymerase II preinitiation complex assembly; transcription initiation at RNA polymerase II promoter. The record is from RefSeq and is a predicted model, not a curated record. The transcript is spliced from 2 exons. Gene Ontology annotation, cellular component: transcription factor TFIID complex; nucleus. The coding region runs from base 189 to 812 and encodes 207 amino acids.